This is a messenger RNA of Exaiptasia diaphana, 3688 nucleotides long. Its product is annotated as sestrin-1. Gene Ontology annotation, cellular component: nucleus. Gene Ontology annotation, biological process: cellular response to leucine starvation; negative regulation of TORC1 signaling; cellular response to L-leucine. Gene Ontology annotation, molecular function: oxidoreductase activity, acting on peroxide as acceptor; L-leucine binding. The coding region runs from base 143 to 1771 and encodes 542 amino acids. NCBI's taxonomy places the organism in Eukaryota, Metazoa, Cnidaria, Anthozoa, Actiniaria, Aiptasiidae. The transcript has 11 exons. The record is from RefSeq and is a predicted model, not a curated record.
AGCAGUGUCGGUUUAUAGCAAAGUCUCAAACCUGUCCCAUUUAACCCUAAAAAUCAAGCCAAAAACGACGUAUUUUAGAGGCCUUCAGAGCCCUAUAGUCGGCGCUCCCGGCUGCUGAAGGGACUAAGACUGUCGGGGUACCAUGAGUGACGAUGAAGAAGAUCUUUUGGACGAGGACGAAUCGCUUAGAGAUUUGAGUGUUUUACGAAGCAGAGAUACUGCGAGGAGAAAACGUUGCCUUGAUUCCCUUGCUAAGCUAAUUGAUGUUUGGAUCACCCCAGAUGAGGAGAAUGUAGAUCAAGAUGGGAAAAAGGCCCUUACAGAGAUUUUACCGUCCAUUUUAAUGCUCUCUUUACGAUGUCCUUUCCCAGAUGUAAGAGAAAAAUGCUCUGAAAUCAUCGACAAUGUGAAGAAAAAAGGGUUUCGAACUCCUAGACCGCUUUUCAAGGGACCAUCUUCUUUCAUUCCUUCUAAAGAGAUUCCACCUAUCGACACAGAUGAUGAACAAACUCACACGCUCCUUGUAGAGUCAUUUUUGUCUGCUGGGCGUGUGUCCAGUGUGACAGCAGUCAUGUCAAUCCACCCACAGUACUUGGAGUGGUUCUCUAGGACAGAGUUUUAUAUUAUGCAGGGAGAAGGUCCAUUACCCUUUGAUUGGAGACACUACAUUGCUAUUAUGGCUGCAAGUCGACAUCAGUGCUGUUAUCUUGUGAAUAUCUACGAAAUAGAGUUCUUGCGGUUUAAUGGCAACAAGCAGUGGUUGAAAGGAAUUCAGCAUGUACCAAGAAAGUUACAGCUCUUGUCAGACAUCAAUAAAUACUUAGCUCACCAGCCAUGGUUGAUUGAACCACGCCACAUUGAGACACUGCUUAAAGGCGAGGAUAACUGGUCAUUAUCUGAGCUUGUGCAAGCAAUCGUCAUUCUAGCACACUUCCAUUCCCUGGCCAGUUUUGUAUUUGGCUGUGGUGUUGUAGCAGAAAUUGACCAGGAAUCUGGACACACAUUUCGACCACCAUCUAUGACUGACAGCACCCAAUCAAGCUUCGAUAACUCUGCUGUCAAUAGCAAUAUUGUGGACAACAAUGAAUUCAUGACUGGAGAUGAACUAGUAGCAAGAAUGGAAGAAGCUCUAGCUUAUCAAGAAAAAAUCAUGGAAGCUUCCCAGGAAGAGUUAUUUCACUAUUUUGAAAAACUUGAAAGUGGAGAAUUGGCCCAAUCAUCAAGUGAAACAGCCAAGACUCAAGAGUGUUUAGUAUCUGAUGUUGCCCACUACAUUCAAGAUGCCAAGUUUAGAUAUAAAGACUUUGCAAGCAGAGAGCACACUGAAAUAUCAACGUAUCGUAUUGGGGAUUGUUCAUGGGAGGAACAUGGCUACUCACUAGUAAACAGACUUUAUCCUGACAUAGGAACGAUACUAGAUGAGAAGUUCAGUUCAUCUAUGAGCCUGACUUAUUUAACGCUUGGUGACAAAACUAAUGUUGACACUACAUUAUUUCGGCGAGCGACAUGGAAUUAUAUCCACUUGAUAUUUGGGAUAUAUCAUGAUGACUAUCUUUACACCGAGGUCAACAAACUAAUGGAGAGAUCUUACAAAAGAUAUAUAAAAACUGUAGCAACAUGCCCAGAAAAGACAACUCAAGAAGACUACAUGGAGUUUAUGCCUCAGCUGACACAUUCUGAAAGGGUUCACAUCAACCUUCUUCUGUUGGAGGCCAGGCAACAAGCAGAGUUACUGUAUGCAGUCAGAGCUAUUCUGAAGUACAUGAAAUGAAGAAACAGAUAGCAAGUUUGGCAUCAAUAAACCUUUUUCCAGUACAAUGCCAGUGACCGCUGUUUUAGUAGACAAAAAACUCACUUGCUUAUAGAGGACAUUAGCAUGAAAAAAUGUCAAUAGCUCUAGAAAUUUGAAUCUUCUAUGAUUUGAGGCUUAGCCUGAGCAAGACAUUGAAUCUUCUUGGAAUACAGGCUUAAGGCUAUUGUAAUGACAAAUUUUUUUGUGAUUUCUUUUAUUUUUGGUCAGGUCUUUGUGUGUGAGAGACUGUUGUCAACUAAAUCAGCUGUUGUUCGCUUUGAACUGAAAAAAAGGCGUAUUACUUAUCAUUGAUAGAGAAUGUUUUAUAGAAAAUAUAGUCUGUAUAUUAUAAUUUCUUGAUAAGACUGACACCUCACUGAGGAAGAUGCAUCUGAGACACCUGCAAUAGGCCAUUAUAUAUGAUGACAUCUGAGACAUCGUGUUUUACGUCUGUUUUAAUUCCCUCUGGAUAUUACUCAACAAUGGCUGACAGUGUUCAGCUGAUUUUAAUUACUCAUGUUAAUGACAUUAUAAAACAUGUAAUGGGCAAAAUAUUCUAGAAAUUGUAGUGAUGAUGCUGUCAUUCAAUAAAUAGCUUAUUGACAGCCAUACAUCACUAAUAACAGACCAAAAAAAACUAAGUUAUAUCAAUAAGGUUUCUGAUAGACUUACAGCGGAUUUCGUAUGACUGUGCGAAGGCACGGAUCACAACACAGACACAGCACAGUCAUGGAACCUCGCCUGGUAGUGAUCCAAAUAAAAACAAGGAAACAAGAAUACAUCGUAACCGUCACUGCACAGUACAGACAUGACACGAAAGUGCAGUGUUUUUUUGCACAGUCCUACGAAAUCCACUCUAGUAUGACCAUCUGUUAGUGAUGUGUUUGAUUUGGUUUUGUGUGAAGUCUUGAGAAAGACUUUCUUCGACACUUGACAAAAUAUAUAAGGCUUUCCCAUGGAGAGGAGUCUCAGGUGAUACAUUAUCUCCGUCUUUUUGAGUGGAUUGUCAGUUCGCAGCUAUAAAACAGGAGGAUGAUGCUACAUUUCAUUAGCUUGUUGGGAUUGACCAGCAAGGUUAGUAUUGGUUUCAAAGUACGAGUGAUAAAUAAUUAUUGCAUGUAGGACAUCAAUUGGGAGCAAUGGAUUCAACCUCAGUGACAUCAGUUCUUCAGAUUGUAACCAUGCUUUUAUACAGUAAUUUUAGACUUGUAGAUCUUCAUAUGACUUCAUGUGUCUUGUUGCUAGUGUUAAAUAGCUUAUGUUUACUUUAUAAAGAACAGCAAUGACACAUAAGGGUUGCAGGAAGUAUUGGCAUGUUGUUUAGAAAAAGAGAUUUAGAUUUUUUAUGUUUUGAUAUACAAAAAUAUGACAGCAACAAUGUAAAUAGAGUUUGUAUAUUAUAUUGUUUCAGUUUCUUAUUUCCUUGCAACAUUUGAUGUGUUGUUGAUUAAUAUAUUUAGGGAAUUGUUGCAUUGUUUCCUGUACAAUUGUGUCAAGAAGGAGUGGGAGGAGAAGAUAAGGCAUUAUUUAGACAUGCCAUUUCUCCCUAUUGGGUUGUUGUUGCUCUUGGAACACUUUUUGAAUUAGUCUGACUUGAGAAUCGGUAAAUUCAGUCAUAAAUGUGUUUUUCAAAUUAAGAAUGUUUAUAGAGAGUUUUUAUGUUCAAUAACUUAUUUAAAGUUAGCUUAGUCACUACCUUUUCUCUGUCAGCUCAUGCAAAACAGCAGGAUACCUUUGGUCCUUGAGGCUUAUUUGAGUAGCCUGGCUAAACCCUUGCAAGUUAAGGGAGUAAUGCUGAGUGAGGGACAGAGUUAGCUAGGGAUGGGGCUAAUUCGGAGUGUAUUAGUGAAGAAUGAUGAAAGAUAUAAACUGGUAUUAAACAAUAUUUCUAAAACA